CUCUCGCUCUGUCUCUCGCUCCCUGUGCGUGCGCGCGCGCGCGUGUCUGGCAGCCCUCAGCCGCGCCUCAGUCUCUCUCCCAAAUAAAGCGUCCGGAUCUCGUGUGAGGGUGACCGCACUUGGAAGAGGGCGCUGCGCCGGGGCGGGCGGCGAGGCUUGCUCGGGAAUGUAACAGUGGACGGGAGGAGAAACAAAGGGGAGGGACUGCAGGAGCUGAUGGACUUGGAGAUAACUAGAUAGCACGCAUUAGAUAUAUAGACUCAUCUCGCUCUCUCUCACACUCUCUCUCUCUCUAUCAGUGUCUCUGCCUCUCUCUCGCCCCCCUCAUCCUUCGUCGGUCGGACUGUCUCUUUCCUUUCCGGAUGAUGUAAGCGUUUGACGGGAGAUACUCGGAUUAAUCCCCGCUGCCCAUCAAAGCGCUCAUAUUUUCCAUUAGCCGGGGCUGUGCCGGGGCUGAGCCGGGGUGGGGGCCGGAGCUGUGCCGGGGUGGGGGCCAGAGCUGUGCCGGGGUGGGGGCCGGGGGGAUAGUUCCACGUUGUUCCACCGCGUCUCUCUCGUCGGCGUGACGGGGCUCCGCGGGACGUUGCGCAGCGCUCUCCUGUGGUCCGUUCGGUUGUUUUCAAGAGAUCCAUCUGGGCGGCGGUGCAGUCAUGUGGCAGAGAGUCCUCGUUUGCUGCGCACUGCUGGCGCUGCACUCGGCGGCACCGCCUGCGCACAUCAACCGUCUGGCGCUGUUCCCUGACAAGAGCGCCUGGUGCGAGGCCAAGAACAUCACGCAGAUAGUUGGGCACACGGGAUGUCAGCCCCGCUCUAUCCAGAACAGAGCGUGCCUGGGGCAGUGCUUCAGCUACAGCGUCCCCAACACCUUCCCGCAGUCCACCGAGUCUCUGGUGCACUGCGACUCCUGCAUGCCGGCGCAGACGCAGUGGGAAGUGGUGACUUUGGAGUGCCCAGACAGUGAAGACGCGCCCCGCGUAGACAAGCUGGUGGAGAGGAUCUUCCACUGCAGCUGCCAGUCGUGCAGCAAGGAGGGAACCCAGGACGAGGCGGUGAUGCAGCUCUACCCUUCGGAGGGCGCCGUCGAGUCGCCGUCGCUGUCCGAAGGCCUCGGCGGCGCCCCGCCGUCCCACCCUCAGAGCCAUACGGACGGACACUCCAAGCGCGUUCACUCGCACGCCGAGCAUCACGCGCUACCGCACACGUCUGACGGAGGAUAGGACCCCCUACCCGACCCCCCUCCCCACCAUCCUUUCCUUCCUCCGUCCUCCAGAACCACGUGUCAUCCUCUUAACCACCCUGUAGCAUCGAAAAGGCACUUUGAAAAACCCUGACUUGUCUCUAUAGUACUUUGUUUGAAGGGCACACAGCCGGCCAUGUUACACAACACACCCCACCGUAUGUAAAGUACACUCGUACCAACACACCAAGCCUGCACACUCGCUCCUCGUGCACUGAUCAGUGCAACACAUAUUUACAUUUGUGCACCCACACACACAACUACCCUGUUCGUGCUGUAGUCUCAUUACUUUUAAUCUGCUUUAAUGCAAUAAAUUCUAUUGUUAAAAUUA
Lampris incognitus (smalleye Pacific opah) is the source of this 1568-nucleotide messenger RNA. RefSeq names its product NBL1, DAN family BMP antagonist (gene nbl1). The record is from RefSeq and is a predicted model, not a curated record. Bases 651 to 1217 code for a protein of 188 amino acids. The transcript has 4 exons. NCBI's taxonomy places the organism in Eukaryota, Metazoa, Chordata, Actinopteri, Lampriformes, Lampridae. Gene Ontology annotation, molecular function: BMP binding; receptor ligand activity. Gene Ontology annotation, biological process: animal organ morphogenesis.